Messenger RNA from Mesorhabditis spiculigera, 327 nucleotides. The record is from the annotation of a GenBank genome assembly. Lineage: Eukaryota; Metazoa; Nematoda; Chromadorea; Rhabditida; Rhabditidae.
AUGAGCUACCGGCUGAGCUACGCCACGCUCCUCUGGCUGUCACUGUUUGCCGUCGUCGUCUACGGCUUCGCGGACCGCUAUGGGGAGCGACACUGGCGGGAGGACACGACCACAACCACCACAACCCCCAAGCCUGAUUUGUACCUGGAAACCGCCCUCCAGAUUGUCGCGUCUAUCGUGGGAUGUAUCUGCUGCUACGGGCCCUGCGUACUCAUUUGCCUGAUCGUCUACUGCUGCGCUAAGAUGGGCGCUGAAAACGCGAGACCGCGUACGGUGCCCGUGAUGUCGCCACAGCCCCCGCCGGCAACUCCCCGCCCGCAGACCGUC